Molecule: messenger RNA, 3464 nt
Organism: Prionailurus viverrinus (fishing cat)
Lineage: Eukaryota; Metazoa; Chordata; Mammalia; Carnivora; Felidae
Gene: GTPBP3
Product: GTP binding protein 3, mitochondrial
Exons: 7
Coding region: 1130-2929 (599 amino acids)
Biological process (GO): tRNA wobble uridine modification; tRNA methylation
Cellular component (GO): cytoplasm; mitochondrion
Molecular function (GO): protein binding; GTPase activity; GTP binding
Source: RefSeq, a predicted model, not a curated record
GGAGACCCCGCCCAGCCAGUGCCUGGAAUUCCUCCAUCAGCGCUUUAUUCCGCGGUCCUGCGCUGUCCUGGGUUAACCUGAAAGUAAUCCCUGAGAUUCCUCUUUCUGGCUUUCGGGGAGCCAGGGACACACCGGAGACCGGAUUCUCAGCUCUGCAGGAGCAGGCCUGGGCCGGAAAAGCCCAGAGGGCAGAGAGAGCUGUGCUGGGGAUUCCAGAAAGGCGUCCGGUCGGAGGGAACCUUGGAGCUAGGGUCUGAGGAGGAGUUUGUCAAAUGAAGAAGGGUAUCCGAGGAGGAGGGAACGGCGGGAGCGAAAGCUGGGGGAGGGGCGAGAAACUUGGAGAGUUCUGAGAACACAUGUAGGAAUCUUCCCAGAGAUUUGGACUAGACUUUAUCAGGGCCAGGGCGUGAGUUCCCCGGACCCCUUCCGUCUGCGCCCCUGAGAUCUCUUGCGUCGCCUAAAGCUUUGGAGUGGCCCGAUGGAAAAUACGGGACUCGAACCCUCGUCUCGGUGUAAUUCCCACGGCCCUGGCCAUGCGUGGUUCUUCCUCCCACCCUUCAUUUCCGGUGUCUCGGAUUCUCACUGUUCUAGGAUCCUAAAAAUUCGGUCUAAGGUUGCCGGGGGAACGCCAUUUCGCGGCACCCCUGCGUGCAGCCCCUCCCCGCCUCUUGCCCUGUCACCAGCCAAUAGAAACGAAGAUCUUCAGUGAGUGGGCAGUACGUCUUCGAAGGGGCCCAAUGAUGAUCGGGAAUCGUUGAGCAUUUUACCAGUCACGCCGCGGAGUAGGCGGGGCCUCCUGUCAGGACUAGAAGUCACCCAGGCUGAGAGGGUAGGCGGAUCGCCGGUUGUGAAUCCAUGUGGCGGGGGUUGUGGACCCUGGUAGCCCGGGCCGCACGUGGGCCUCGCAGGUGGGGCGAUAAGGGAAAGGGGUGUGACAGCGUGGGGUGCUGCUUGGGCUCAAACCCUCUCCCUGGGAUCUGAGGACCCAGUUCCCUGCGGCGAACCACCUUUCGCAUUUUUCCAAGCUCCAAUCCGUUCAUCCCCCUGCCGCAGAGCCCACAUCUGGGUCGCGCAUUGGCCUCAGAGUCACACUUUGAUAUCAGCCCCCUCAGCUUCACAAUAUAUAUCCAUGCCCCUGCCGCAGAGCCCACAUCUGAGUCAAUUCUUGCUCUCAGAGACCUCAAUCGGGUCUGGCCUCAGACGCUCCAAUCUGCCCAUCCUCCAGCCGCAGACCCUCCACCUGGGGCAUCUCCCGACCGUCGAGCCCUCUAUCCACCUGCCACUCUGCCACAAGAGCCUCCCAGAUGCACUGAUUCUCCUCCUCUCCAGUCCCAGACCGUGCACGCGCCAGGGCAGCGGCGUCUCGGUCCCCGGUUCCGGGGCCACUAUCUUCGCGCUGAGUUCCGGCCACGGCCGCUGCGGCAUCGCGGUGAUCCGAACCAGCGGCCCCGCCAGCGGCCACGCCCUCCGGAGCCUCACGGCGCCCCGGGACUUGCCCCCGGCUCGCAGCGCCUGCCUGCGCCUGCUCAGCCACCCCCGUUCCGGGGAGCCGUUGGAUCGCGCGCUGGUGCUCUGGUUCCCAGGUCCCCAAAGUUUCACGGGUGAGGACUGCGCCGAGUUCCACGUGCAUGGAGGCCCGGCGGUGGUGAGUGGCGUCCUGCAGGCCCUGGGUAGCGUGCCAGGGCUGCGGCCAGCGGAGGCCGGUGAGUUCACCAGACGGGCAUUCGCCCACGGGAAGCUGAGCCUGACCGAGGUGGAGGGGCUGGCGGAUCUAAUUCAUGCGGAAACCGAGGCGCAGCGGCGGCAGGCGCUGAGACAGCUGGACGGAGAACUGGGCCACCUCUGUCACGGCUGGGCCAGGACCCUCACUAAGGCAAGCCCGCUAUGCGUCCAUUUCCGGCCCGACCUGCCCAACCUGUGUGUGAGAGCUUCCUCAUUGCAGGAGUCUCCGAUCCGGUCCCUUAGGUCAGGCUGGACCUGGGCACACUGGAGGGUGGGUUCCUGGGUGGCCACACCACUGCCCCCUCUCCCCCCACCCCAGGCUCUGGCUCAUGUGGAGGCCUAUAUCGACUUUGGUGAGGAUGACAACCUGGAGGAGGGCGUCCUGGAGCAAGCUAACAGCGAAGUGCGGGAGCUGCAGCUGGCACUGGGCGCACAUCUUCGAGAUGCCAGGCGCGGGCAGAGGCUUCGCUCAGGGGCGCACGUAGUGGUCGCAGGACCCCCCAACGCUGGCAAGAGCAGCCUGGUGAACCUACUCAGCCGGAAGCCUGUGUCCAUAGUGUCUCCGGAACCCGGGACCACCCGCGACGUGCUGGAGACCCCCGUGGACCUGGCUGGGUUCCCGGCGCUGCUGAGCGACACGGCGGGGUUGCGGGAGGGCGCUGGGCCCGUGGAGCAGGAGGGCGUGCGGCGCGCCCGGGAGAGGCUUGAGCAGGCUGACCUCAUUCUAGCCGUGCUGGAUGCUUCUGACCUGGCCUCUCCGUCCAGCUGCAACUUCCUGGACACCGUUGUCGCCCCCGCCGGAGCUGGGAGCCCCAAUGGGAACAGCCAGCGCCUCCUGCUGGUGCUGAACAAAUCGGACUUACUGCCUCCAGGCGGCCCCGACCCCAGUCCCAACCUGCGCCCGCACCUGCUGCUGUCCUGCUUGACCGGAGAGGGGCUGGAUGGCCUCCUGGAGGCGCUGAGGAAGGAGCUGGCCGAAGUGUGUGGGGACCCGUCCACAGGCCCACCGCUCCUGACGCGUGCAAGACACCAGCAUCACCUACAGGGCUGCCUGGACGCUCUUGGCCACUACACGCAGACUAAGGACCUGGCCCUGGCUGCUGAGGCUCUGCGACUCGCCCGGGGGCACCUGGCCCGCAUCACCGGCGGAGGGGGCACUGAGGAGAUCCUGGAUAUCAUCUUCCGGGACUUCUGCGUGGGCAAGUGAGGGGACCCCUGGAGCUCUCAGCCAGGCAGAGUGGAUGCCCAGAAGCCUUGAAGCAUGUGGGAAUCGCUUAGGCCAAGUGAGAAUCUCCAUCCCUGGGGGAAGAACCUGACUUCCAGAACAAUGAAGCAAAGCCGCUGCCUUCAGAGGUGGUGAGCUCGCUGUGGCUGGCAGUGACCAAGCUACGGCCAGCCAGAUUCCCUUGCAGGGACAUGCCAGGGGUUCAAGCCGCUCUGGAGUGGAACCACUUUGGGUGCCUGAUGCUAGAGGAGCAGGGGUGGAAGGCUGGGAUGGAGGUGGGAGGGCCUCAGAGUUCUUUGCUUUGUGGUUUUUAAUUUAUUUUGCAAAUACCAAAGGAAUAUAAAAAAUUCAGGUGAUUCGGUAAUGCUUAAACACGGAAGACUCCGUCCCCCCACAUCCCUUGGGGUCACAGCUUAACUUGUGUCCUCCCAAAAUUUCUCUGCUCUUUUGCAUACUUGUGGAUACACCCAUAAAAUAUACGUUUUGUAUUUUGUACAGACAGUAUGUGUUUAUUGUU